Messenger RNA from Photinus pyralis (common eastern firefly), 2670 nucleotides. RefSeq names its product transcriptional repressor CTCF-like. NCBI's taxonomy places the organism in Eukaryota, Metazoa, Arthropoda, Insecta, Coleoptera, Lampyridae. Gene Ontology annotation, cellular component: nucleus. The transcript is spliced from 11 exons. Bases 392 to 2428 code for a protein of 678 amino acids. The record is from RefSeq and is a predicted model, not a curated record.
GAUUCCUAAUUCCAACAUUUUCUUCGAAAAUGUCUAACACAUAUAAAGCUACUGCUACUGCUAGAUCACCUGCAGCCGACCAAUCUACCUGCCUCGUUUUUGUAUCCUCGUAAAUUUAUUUGUCAGAAUAGAAGCGGUUAAUCGAAUUGGAUAGAUUGAUUCACAAGGUUUUUUUUACAAUUUCUAGCUGGCUACUAUUGUCAGUAUUACCCAAUGACUCGGCUAAUUUAGUAAAUUAUGUAUCGGAUAAUUGUUUUGAAUAGUAAUGGUAGAAAAGUUGAAAAUGCCAUGACUACAAUAAAUUCAGCGUGAAAUAAAAUCGUAGGAGAUAAUGGAUUCCACAACCUUGGGCUAACUAUCGGCACCUUUGAUGAUUGAACUAGGUUGAAACAUGACAACAGCACAAUAUGCACAAGAUCCCAUCAAACUAGAGGGUGUAGAUUCAUCCGAAAAUGUAACAGAAAUUCAGUCAUACCUCGAAGGUUUUCAGAAAGAGAUCGAGAACACUGAUGGAACGAUUCAGCAGGUCACAACUCUUCAGACCGAUGGCGAAGAAGUCGACGCAGAAGGCGGUACCUACUUCGUCGAUCAGGCGGGCCACUAUUACUAUCAGGCGAAGGGCCAAGUGCCUUCCGUUAUGACCGUGGUGUCCUCGAUCAACGAUGGCGAGGAGGGCGAGGAAUUUAUUAUUAAUCAAGAAAACGAUGAAGAAGGCGACGAUGGGGAAGAAGCCAUACCCGAAGAUGCACCCAAUCAUAUUUUGAUCAAUUCUGGUAACGCCUACCAAAAGGUUACUGUCGUUCCUGCUGAUACGAAUACGGGGGAACUCAGUUACGUUUUAAUCGUACAAAAUCCUGACGACAUAAAAGAAGAUGAUCAGACUGAUGGGGAUCAAGAUAUGACCGUAUACGAUUUUGAUGAAAAUGAAGACGGACCUCCGGUUGACUCUGAAGCGGAAGAUGAUAAGUCUAAGAUUGUCAAAAUCUUUCAUAGGAAAUCGCAAGUCGUUACACAAGCCCACAUGUGUAAUUACUGCAACUAUACUAGUCCGAAACGGUAUCUGCUAUCUCGCCACAUGAAAUCUCACUCUGAAGAACGGCCACACAAAUGUAGCGUAUGCGAAAGAGGAUUUAAAACAUUGGCGUCCUUACAAAACCACGUCAAUACUCACACCGGUACCAAGCCUCACGGUUGCAAAUAUUGCGAGGCAGCUUUCACGACAUCCGGCGAACUUGUACGCCACGUUCGGUAUAGGCACACGCACGAGAAGCCUCACAAAUGUAACGAGUGCGAUUAUGCCAGUGUUGAGCUGUCGAAACUCAAGCGACACAUACGAUGCCACACGGGUGAAAGACCGUACCAGUGCCCACAUUGUACUUACGCCAGUCCCGAUACGUUUAAACUAAAACGCCACCUGCGAAUUCACACCGGAGAAAAACCAUACGAAUGCGACAUCUGCAAAGUGCGAUUUACUCAGUCUAAUAGCUUAAAGGCUCACAAAUUGACGCAUAACAUUGGAGAAAAACCGAUUUUUCAAUGUGAGCUAUGUCCUACGACGUGCGGUCGUAAAACCGACUUACGGAUCCACGUACAGAAACUUCACACAUCGGAUAAACCGUUGAAGUGUAAACGGUGUGGUAAAACGUUCCCGGAUCGUUACAGUUUUAAGCUUCACAAUAAAUCGCACGAAGGAGAAAAAUGCUACAAGUGCGAUCUGUGUCCGUACGCCUCGAUCUCGGCGCGACACCUCGAGUCGCACAUGCUGAUUCAUACCGAUCAGAAGCCUUACUCGUGCGACCAGUGCGAUCAGUGUUUCCGCCAGAAGCAGCUGCUGAAGCGACACCAGAACUUGUAUCACAAUCCCCAUUAUACGCCGCCUCCGCCACGGGAAAAGACGCACGAGUGUCCGGAAUGCGGACGCGCUUUUCGACACAAAGGUAACCUGAUCAGGCACAUGGCGGUUCACGAUCCGGAUUCGGCGGUCGAGGAACGACAGUUGGCCUUGAAAUUGGGCCGACAGAAGAAAGUACAAAUUAUCGACGGGCAACCUGUGGAGGUCAUGUCGAACAUGGAAGGGUCCGAAGACGAAGAUGGUGACGAUAUUAUGGCCGUAGAGGGUUCUGAUGGUCAACAGUACGUUGUCUUGGAGGUCAUACAGCUUGCAGAUGGUGACGACCAGACAAUGGUUGGCGACAAUCCAUCUGGCUUAUUAACCAGUAGCAUUCUCGCAGAUUCAGAUCUUAACGAGGAGGUUAUUAAGGCUUUACAAUCGGCACGAAGAGAAGGUCGACUAGAGGAGGAUAAAAUUACUGCCGUUAAGGAUAUGGAAAACUGUUUCGGAUUUGAUGACGAAGAUGAUGAUGAUAACGAUGAAUCAAAAAUAGACGAGGGAAGCGAAACUAUCACGUUGCUAGGAGGAAUAGAAUAAUGUAUUUAUAAUAAUAAUUACUAUUAGUUUGUUGUUUUUAAUAUUGUAAGAUUUUUGGACGGUUUUUAAUUUGUAGGUUAGGUGUAUUUAUACAUUAUGAAUCCGAUUUUUAUUUCUUAUUUUUUAGUGUACAAAGGAAUGUAAAUUGUAUAACAACAGUUUUGUACAUACUAUAGUUAUGACUGGAAAUAUUUUUUUCCAAUAAAUUUAAUAAAAGUACCUAGUAUUAGUACCGUUGUCAA